Molecule: messenger RNA, 1359 nt
Organism: Paramecium sonneborni
Lineage: Eukaryota; Ciliophora; Oligohymenophorea; Peniculida; Parameciidae
Source: the annotation of a GenBank genome assembly
AUGUAAAAAUAAAUCAAAAACUACACAAUUUAAUAGCAAAUAGGCAGAGGAGCUAAUGGAGUUGUAUAUCUUGCAAUUAAAGAUGAAGAUAAAUGCGAAUAUGCUUUUAAGUUAUUAGAAGAUGAAAUCUCUGAAAAAGAAUAAGAGAUAAUGGAGUAUAUUUAUUCAAAAUAUUAUUAAGACAAAUAAGCAAAUACGAACUCAAUAAUAUAGUUCGAACCUACGAAAAAUUUAAUUACUAAGGUGAUUUUAUAGAUUAUUCUUGUAUUAUUAUGGAUUAUUGUAAUAAUGGAGAUCUUGCAAGUUUUCUAAAAUAACAAAGAAAAAAUUUAAAAAUAGAUUAGAUAAAAGAUAUGAUUUUUUAAGUAUUUUUUUAAUAAUAAAGAUUGCUUUUGGUAUUUGGGAGCUUUAGUAAUUUAAUAUAAUUCACAGAGAUCUAAAACCAUAAAAUAUAUUGAUUCAUAUUGAAAAAAAUUAACACUUGGUGAAGAUAUGUGAUUUAGGUCUUUCGAAAAUAUCAAAAAAGAAUGUUAUGCAUACGAUAAAUAUAGGCACACCUUGUUACAUGGCUCCAGAAUUAAUCUAAUCUAAUGAAUCUAAAAACUACGAUACUUCAGUUGAUAUUUGGGCAUUUGGUGUAAUAAUAUUUGAUUUUUUCUCGGAAAUAUAAUUAUUUUAUGGAUUAAAAAUAAAGAACAUUUUUGAAUAGAUUUUAAACCCCUAAAUUUAGGAAAAAUUAAAUUUAAAUAUUAAGGAUGACAACAUCAAAAAAAUUUGUGAAAAAUGUUUAAACAUUAAUCCAUUGGAAAGGCCAAAAAUAGAGUAAAUACUCGUAAGUUUAGAUAGCAAAAAAUUCAAAGAGAAAAAGUAAAAGUUUUUAAACUAAAAAUAAAAUUUUGGAGAAAUUUCAAUGGAAUCUCAAGUAGGAUAAAUGGAGACUAAUCAUAAAUGUAAAAACAUAUUUUGAAUUUAGAAACCCUAGAAAAUCCCUUAGAAUCAUAGAAUAGUCAACAAAUCGAUGAGUUUACUUAAGAAUAGAAUCCGAAAUAGAAGUCCUAAUAAAUUGAAAUCAAACCUGAUAAUGUAAAUCAAUAAGAUUAAAGUUUUCAUAUAAUUCAAUAGAAUUAGAUAUAAAACCAUCAUGAAUAAUUGCUGGAUUUAUCAAAUUUAAGUUCGCAUCAUAAAUAUAUAGAUAUUUUAAUUUAAAAAAAAGUUAGAAUAUUAACUAGAAUAAAAGAUAAGUAAUUUGCCAAUAAAUUGAUUUAAAUGUUUAACUAAUAAAAAGGUUAAGAUGAAAUUUUUUAAGAAUUAAAAAACAAAGCUGAUUAACUCAUUACGAACUCAAAUGAUUGUUUUUGA